Molecule: messenger RNA, 411 nt
Organism: Boleophthalmus pectinirostris (great blue-spotted mudskipper)
Lineage: Eukaryota; Metazoa; Chordata; Actinopteri; Gobiiformes; Gobiidae
Product: 15-hydroxyprostaglandin dehydrogenase [NAD(+)]-like
Exons: 4
Coding region: 1-411 (136 amino acids)
Cellular component (GO): cytoplasm
Molecular function (GO): oxidoreductase activity, acting on the CH-OH group of donors, NAD or NADP as acceptor
Source: RefSeq, a predicted model, not a curated record
AUGAGCAAACUGCGCAAAGGUCAUGGAGGGGUCAUCAUUAACACUGCAUCUAUAGCAGGUCUUGAGGCGAUACCCUACAGUCCCGUGUACUCAGCCACCAAAUUUGGAGUUGUGGGCUUCACCAGAGCAAUGGGACUGGCGUCUCUCGUUGCGGAGGACGGCGUGCGCUUCAACGCUCUGUGUCCCGCAUACAUCAAGACAAAUUUGUCCGAAAAGAUCCCUGACAGAUUGGGCCCGUACACGCCCAUGCGGGACCUGAUGAUGGAGCUGAUCAACAAGCUGGGCAUCAUGGAUGCGAGUAAAGUUGCAGAAGCUCUGAUGGAGCUGGUGUUGGAUGAGAAGAAGACUGGAGAGGCGCUCAUAGUCAUGCCCCAUGAAAACAAAUACGCCCAGUUUCAAGUACUAAUCUAA